Vicugna pacos (alpaca) is the source of this 3109-nucleotide messenger RNA. RefSeq names its product 3-oxoacyl-ACP synthase, mitochondrial (gene OXSM). Gene Ontology annotation, cellular component: mitochondrion. Lineage: Eukaryota; Metazoa; Chordata; Mammalia; Artiodactyla; Camelidae. Gene Ontology annotation, biological process: fatty acid biosynthetic process. Gene Ontology annotation, molecular function: 3-oxoacyl-[acyl-carrier-protein] synthase activity. The record is from RefSeq and is a predicted model, not a curated record.
GGGCACCCGUCGGUCCGGCGCGCACGUCAGGCGCGCGUUUGCGCGUGCGCGCGCCUGUGCGGACGAGCGUGUGCGUGUGCGCGCGGACGUGCGCGUGCGCGUGCGCACGCCAGCGCAGCGCCGGAGACGCACGAGGCCCGGGGCAGCUCACACCAAGCUCCUGAAAGAACAUCUUGGCUAUCGUUUCUUAGACCUGUAAGCUGUUUACGCGACAGUGGGUACCUGCUGGGCGUGCUGUGGUCUGUUACAGGAAUGUUUCUGAUCAUCUAAAUCUCAACCAUGCUGUCAAACUGCUUGCAAAAUUUUCUAAAAAUGACAAACUCUCUUCUAAUACAUACACGAUUAUGCCAGCGAUUAAUAAGUGGAAGGAGGUUUUCCGAAACUGCGCCGACAUCCAGCUUGCGUAGGCGGGUUGUCAUUACAGGCAUUGGCUUAGUGACUCCUCUUGGUGUUGGAACUCAGCUGGUAUGGGACCGUCUUAUUCAGGGAAAGAGUGGGAUUGUUCCACUGGUUGGUGAAGAGUACAAGACUAUACCUUGCAGUGUUGCUGCUUACGUGCCAAGAGGUUGUGAUGAAGGGCAAUUCAAUGAACAAAACUUUGUGACCAAAUCAGAUGUCAAGGCCAUGUCUUCUCCCACCAUCAUGGCCAUAGGGGCUGCAGAGUUAGCCUUGAAAGAUUCCGGCUGGCAUCCCCAGUCAGAAGCUGAUCAGCUGGCUACUGGUGUUGCAAUCGGCAUGGGAAUGGUUCCUCUUGAAGUUAUUUCUGAAACUGCUUUGAUGUUUCAGACGAAAGGUUACAACAAAGUCAGCCCAUUCUUUGUCCCUAAGAUUCUGGUCAAUAUGGCCGCAGGCCAGGUCAGCAUUCGACAUAAACUCAGGGGCCCCAAUCAUGCAGUGUCCACAGCCUGUACCACCGGAGCUCAUGCUGUGGGAGACUCCUUUAGAUUUAUAGCCCACGGUGAUGCUGAUGUGAUGGUGGCUGGAGGUACAGAUUCUUGCAUCAGCCCUUUAUCGCUUGCUGGGUUUUCCAGAGCUCGGGCUCUGAGCACAAACUCUGAUCCUAAGUUGGCAUGUCGACCAUUUCAUCCAGAGAGAGAUGGUUUUGUCAUGGGAGAAGGUGCCGCCGUGCUGGUGCUAGAAGAACGUGAGCAUGCUGUUCAAAGAGGGGCCCGGAUCUACGCAGAAAUUUUGGGCUAUGGACUCUCAGGUGAUGCUGGUCACAUAACCGCCCCUGAUCCUGGAGGAGAAGGUGCCUUCAGAUGUAUGGCUGCUGCUGUAAAAGAUGCAGGUGUACGACCUGAAGAGGUGUCCUACAUCAACGCACAUGCUACUUCUACACCGUUGGGAGACGCUGCUGAAAACAAAGCCAUCAAACGUCUUUUCAAAGACCAUGCCCAGGCCCUCGCAGUUUCCUCUACCAAGGGAGCCACGGGACAUCUGCUGGGGGCUGCGGGGGCUGCUGAAGCAGCUUUUACCGCCCUGGCUUGUUACCAUCGAAAACUGCCACCCACCUUAAAUCUGGAUUGUACAGAACCACAGUUUGAUCUCAAUUAUGUUCCAGUCAAGGCACAGGAAUGGAAAACUGAGAAAAGAUGUAUCGGACUCACCAAUUCAUUUGGCUUUGGUGGUACUAAUGCGACACUUUGUAUUGCUGGCUUGUAGGUCAAAUCAUUUGCAAUUAAACAUUGAUUUUUUUAAUGUUAUAAACUGCAUUCAGUGGAGAAAUAAUAUGUUUAUAUAAAUCCAUAUCCUUAUAUAUCCAUACCCAGAUAUCCUUUACCUUUGUCAAGGUUUCUCAACCUUGGCGCUGUUGAUAUGUUGAGCAGGAGAAUUUUUUGUUGGGGAAAGAGGAGGGGAGCUGUGUUAUAUUAACAGUAUCCUAGUCUUUACCCACUAGAUUCUAAUAGCACCUCCUUCCCCAGUUGUAACAACCAAAAAUGUCUCUAGACACUGCCAGAUGUUUCCAGGAGGUGGGGGGAAGGAGGAGCCCCACGUGAAAAGCACUGAUCUGUGUUUUCCUGAUGCUCUAGGUCAAACGACUCUUCACGACAUUUCACCCACUCUUGUCCCUUUUGCAAACAUUUGGCAAAUAGCUGCUCUGUGCUAGGUAUUCCAACUCCAGGCACACCAUUCCCAGCCAGCGUAUAGAGAAGGAGUACAAAUAUAACCGUGAGUUUCUUAUCACUGGUCAGCACUCUUUGAAUGUAGCUGUCAGCCAGCAGGGAUCUGUUCACCCCUUACCUGUCCUAGCCCUCUUAUUCCUAUUGUCUUUACUGAAAUUAAGCAAAGUAACAGAAUUUCCUUAAAUUUCCAAGCUAUCAGUGCUCUGAAAGAAGGAAGUGAAAUUGGUUUGGUACUUCUUAUUCUUUUUGUAUGUAUGGUGACACCUAGUGAGCAGUGGAGAUGAAGGUCUUUGGGAAGUGGAGCAGAACUUGGGGACUCAAGCCACAUCACCUCGCCCACCUCUAGCUUUGUUGCUGCUGUGGUAGAUGGUUUUGUGUGCCUCCACCAUCUCACCACAAGUGCUGGUGGGGCCUCCACCUCUUCCACCUUGGGGGUUCUCCAUCUGGCUGGAAUUGUUGGGAGGGGGAGGGGGGCAAUUUCCCUAAAGGCAGCACUUAACCAGCUAGGGUGGGAGGUGGAUAAGCACCUCGGCCUCCUUUCAGAAUGAUACCUAAGGUUCUGUAUAGUUCCUGGGGUUUCCAGUGAGAUAAAGCUUCAGUGCCCCCAACAUUAACCAGCUCAGUAACACUCUUUUUAUUGGCUUUUUUUCCCUUCCCUGUUCCUGCUCUGAUUUUUAAUCCUGCUCAGGAAUCACUUCCUAAACAAACCACUUUGUUCUCAUUUCUGCUUUCUGGGGGACUCAGACUAAGACGGGAAGUCUGUGUUGGAAUGGCGGUUUAUAUAUCAAAGGGAUAAAGUUAACAACUGGGUAGAUGGAAUGUGUGUAUUUCUGCCGAAGUGAACAGCAUUCCCCACAUGCUAAUAGGCUGCCAACAUUGUUUGCCCACUGACUUUGCUAUAUGCCUAAGACUCCAGCCAUGUUCGUUCUGCUAUAAUCAGUUUUAAAUCCCACUGGCACACAGUUUGUUCCACUAAAAUUUAUUGG